Messenger RNA from Cinara cedri, 813 nucleotides. The record is from the annotation of a GenBank genome assembly. NCBI's taxonomy places the organism in Eukaryota, Metazoa, Arthropoda, Insecta, Hemiptera, Aphididae.
AUGCGUCGACGUGAUGACCCGCUUUUAUUGGGCGUCAUAGCAGAAUUAGCCGUUUCUAAUGUGUUCACGUGAAACAAAUUGUAAGACCUUAAAUCGGUUUUAGAGAUAAAGCAUCUAUUGUUAUACAAUUUGUAGAUGACUGCGUUCUGAAGACAACCGUAGGUGUCGUUUUUUGAAAUUAUAAUUAUUUAAAAAAUUGCAGUUAUUAAAUAAUAAUACUAAUAGUAAGAAUAAUGAAUGUAAAAUAAGAUUUAUGCAUCGUCGAUAAUGAUUUGAACGUUUGGCGAAUUGUAAAACGUCGACGAGGGAAUCUUCAACAUGUCAGCUAUCAGUGGAUACUCUGGGCUUUAAAUUACCGACCGCCGGACCUUCUUUUAGCUAUUGCAAAUUGUUGGCUAGUAAAUAGCCGACGGAGAGUAUGGGGCAGAACCCCGAAUACAUUCGAAGCGUGGCCCUCAAUAACCAUUCCUUAGUUGGUCGCUUCGUCUGCUCACCGUGUGGCCGCCGUUAGGUGAGUAUCCCCCGGCUAAUAAACCACUACCUAGCGUUACUCAUAAGCCCAGUCGUCGAAGCCUACCGCACGGCACCGGCCGCAUGAUAAGUCUACGGCUAGCACUGGGGUCCCUGGUCGGCGCCGGGGCCCAGAGACCACCCGAUUUACGCCCCAUAGAUGUCGUGAAUCGGACAUAUUUCGACACCCAUUGGCCAACGGAAUGGAAGGUUAUCCCACACUGGGGACCCCAGGUGUCUCCCGAUUCGCUAUUGAUAACACAAUCCCCGUUGCCGGGGGAAGCGGAUCAGCCGAGAGCAUAA